AUGUCGGCUGCCAUGGACGCCGAUGCGAGUCCUUAUGAGGAGCCCUUGUUCGGUGGCACGCCUUUCCGGGAUACGCACGGCGAGGACCAAACAACGCACGAUGACGACUCCCGCGUAUUCUAUUCGCUCCUGAAUGUCGACAAAGAUGCGACCGAGGAGCAGAUACGUGAUGCAUACAAGACGCUGGCUGUGGCCUUCCAUCCCGACAAACAUCCUGACCCGAAGCAUAAGGAAAUGGCCGAAAACACUUUCCGGGAUAUCCAGAAGGCAUACGAAGUGCUGAGUGACCCUGAGCGCCGUGCAGUGUAUGACCACUUUGGUGAAGAGGGUCUGCAAUCUUCUUGGUCUGUGGCCGUUCGCGGGCAGUCGCCUGCCGAAAUGCGUGCUGAAUUUGAGCGCCAGUCGCGCCUGCGCCAGGCCGCCGAUGCCGAGAGCCUCGUCAAGUCGCGCGGCGAAUUCAGCGCGACUAUCAAUGCCUCUUCGCUCUUCGCACCCAACCCCACUGUGGUGAAUCCGCUGCGCCCACGCCGCGCACCGCUGACCUUCUCGGACCGCCUUGAGCGCGUGGAUUGCACGCAGCUUAUGGGCAAGCACGGAUUCGACAUGCAGACAUCGAGCAGCACCGUCGUAUCUGUCUCGGGACAGAUGCUCAGCCGUGGCAACAUGGGCGGUGGAAACCUUAUUGGCACAGUAAAGACUCAAUGGAGUCCCCACUUCUUCUCCGAGAUUAGCGCUACGAUGCUAAAGCCCCAUGUUCUCACCUCCAAAGGACAGUAUACCGUGGACGACAACCUGUUCUUUACCAAGUCGUCGCUGACCGGAUUCUCGUCAUACAAGACGGGAGCAUAUACCAUUGGAGACUGGGGUAUGGGCAAGGACGGAAACCCCGUGGUUGAUGAUACGGGUGCGCUCAUUGUGGGUGUGACCAAGCAAGAGCCCACGGGUCCGGGAUGGACGUUCCAAACGACCAUGUCUGAGGUGGACCUGUCCUUUGGAUACGACUGGAACAUGCGCGUAUUGGGAGGCGUCAUGGUGCGCAGCGGUAUUGUACUUGGAACGGGCAACGGCUUCUCCGUUUUCACGAAUGGCGAGCGCCGUAUUACGGAGAACAUCCGUUUGAUGCUCGGAAUGGAGUGCGGCCUGCUCACCGGUGUGAUGUUCAAGGUGCGUGUAUCGCGCCUUGGCCAGCGCAUUGUGGUUCCCAUUCUUCUGUCGCCCAAUUUCCGCACGGAUCUUGCGGGUGCGGCGACCCUACUCCCGGCCGCUGCAAUCGCCUUGUCGCACUACUUCUAUUUCGUUCCGAAGAAGCAGCGCAUGAUUGCGGAGCGCGUGGCAAAGCUGCGCAAGGAGAACAUGGGCGUUAUUGAGCAGCGCCGUGCGUCCGCCGAGCAGACGCGUGAACUCUUGCGUGGCCAGGCGCUGAAGCGCGCCGAGUCCGAAUUUUCUAAGAGCGGUGUGGUCAUCAUUCAAAGCUACUACGGCAACAAGGCCAAGUUCCCAGCGCCGAUGGAUCUUGCUGCCAGUGUCCUUACCAACAAAGAAGAUCUCAUGAAGAUCGUCAGCCGAGACCCCGAGAUGCCCCUCGAUACCUUGUCGGAGAACCAGCCCAUGUGGUGGGACGUGCGCGUCGCGCUCCAGAUGCUUGUGAACCAGAGCCAGCUUGUCAUUCCCGCUGGGCGAUCCAAGUCCAAGCUCGUUGGUUUCUUUGACCCUUGCAUCGGUGAAAAGAAGUCUCUAUUUAUCCGCUACGUCUUCCGUGGUCACCUACACGAGGUUGUGGUGGCCGACCUCGAUGCUGUCGCGCUUCCCAUGCGCAGCCAGCAAUUGUGA
Messenger RNA from Malassezia japonica, 1830 nucleotides. RefSeq lists its product as uncharacterized. The transcript has 5 exons. NCBI's taxonomy places the organism in Eukaryota, Fungi, Basidiomycota, Malasseziomycetes, Malasseziales, Malasseziaceae. Bases 1 to 1830 code for a protein of 609 amino acids. The record is from RefSeq and is a predicted model, not a curated record. Gene Ontology annotation, biological process: cristae formation.